Rasamsonia emersonii CBS 393.64 is the source of this 477-nucleotide messenger RNA. RefSeq lists its product as uncharacterized. The annotation marks the transcript as partial. The transcript has a single exon. The record is from RefSeq and is a predicted model, not a curated record. Lineage: Eukaryota; Fungi; Ascomycota; Eurotiomycetes; Eurotiales; Trichocomaceae.
UUCGCGGGACGGGAAGCGCAUGUUCAGCAUCUUGAGCGUGUCGCUGUGGUAGACCACCAUCGUGUCGACGUACGGGCCCUCGAAGACGAACUUCCCGUCGAUCACGUGCAACCUCAUGGGCCUGAUAACGGUCCCGCUCGCUCGGGCGCGGCGACGCAGGCGGCCAUGUUGCCGAACCUGAAGCUGACCGAGUUCGUGCUCGGGAUCGGGCCCGCGAAGCCGGACAUGAAGCUGCCCAAGAAGAGGAUGUACUCCGACGUCGUGAUCGUGGGCAAGGACCGCGACUGGAUCCUGACGCAGUGGCUGUCCAAGGACGUGAUCAUGGAGCCGGUCCCGAGCACUGUCAGGAACAAGCAGGAGCAGGCGAAGAACAGGCAGAGCAAGCGCACGAUCAGCGUCAACUUCGCGAGGUUCGGGCUGCCCAUCAGGUCGUUCGGAGCCGUCUUCAACACCCUCAACCAGAACAUCGGGGGCUGA